This is a messenger RNA of Acaulospora morrowiae, 1032 nucleotides long. NCBI's taxonomy places the organism in Eukaryota, Fungi, Glomeromycota, Glomeromycetes, Diversisporales, Acaulosporaceae. The record is from the annotation of a GenBank genome assembly.
AUGUUUCGGACCAGGACUUUGACUUUCGCGAAAAGCUUAGGCCUAUACAAGCCAAUAUGUUUACGCUCCUUUGCCUCCGGAACUUCUCUAACCGAAGUAUACGAUGCACCAAAGAAUGCGAAUGGAAAUUUUGCCGUGACUCUUAUACCUGGCGAUGGCAUAGGCCCGGAGAUAUCAGAAUCAGUGGAACGGAUAUAUCAGGCUGCUGGAGUUCCAAUUGAAUGGGAGCCAGUAAAUGUUACACCAGUUAUUAAGGAUGGAAAGACCGUCAUUCCUGAAGAGGCACUAUUGUCCCCUGGCAACUCCGAUCGACCGUGCAAGUCUGUGGUUGGGUAUAAGACGCCUUACGAUGAUGUCAACACCGUACUGAUCCGGGAAAAUACAGAGGGAGAAUAUUCUGGUAUUGAACACACGGUUGUUGACGGUGUCGUUCAAUCUAUCAAAUUGAUUACUAAGGAGGCGUCGGAAAGGUGUGCUCGUUAUGCUUUCACGUACGCAAGGAAUAUUGGUCGAAACCGAGUUACAGCCAUACAUAAAGCCAACAUUAUGAAAUUAUCCGAUGGUCUGUUCUUGGAUGUUUGUCAUGAGGUAGCGCAAGAAUACCCUGAUGUUGAAUUCGACGAUGUGUUGUUAGAUCGUGCGUGUCUUCACAUCGUCCAAGAUCCUGCUCGCUAUUCCGACACGGUGAUGGUUAUGCCCAACUUAUACGGUGAUAUCUUGUCAGACAUGUGUGCAGGGUUGAUCGGUGGGCUUGGUCUUACACCAUCAGGAAAUAUUGGUGCUGAAGCUUCAAUUUUUGAAGCAGUUCAUGGAACUGCACCUGAUAUCGCUGGAAAAGAUCUGGCGAAUCCAACUGCGUUGCUACUUUCAUCAAUAAUGAUGCUUCGUCAUAUGCGUCUAUACGAAUUCGCUGACUCCAUUGAAUCCGCUGUUCUCAAGACAAUUGCCGAGGGUAAACAUCUUACGCGCGAUCUAGGAGGAAAUGCAACAAACACCGAGUUUACAAACUGUGUUAUCGAUAGCUUGAAGUGA